CUCGGCCGGGCCGAUCACCGCGGACUGCGACUGCGGACCUUUUUUCGCAGACCUACUCUCUUUUACCUCGAACUCCAACCACAACACACUCGUUCCUGCUCCCGCCCUUUCACCUCAAUUAUGCGACCAGCCUGCCACUCGCGACUAUCAUGUCGCACCCUCCUCUCCUCAACCCGGCUGCAAGCUCUGCCCUCACGCUCAUUACUGCUUGGCCAGUCCACACCCCGAAGCCUUAGCACAAGACCACGACCAAACACCUGUAUACAAUCAAAGAUAUCAAGCCCUCUGCACACGACAAAACGAUCCUUCGGCCUCCCGUCUCUCUCCUCCUUCCUCCCCUCCUCACCAAACGGCAACAACAACUCGCCCAAGCGCGUCCUCACAGCAACCCGCACACUCCCCUACUCACCCGCCCUCCUCUUCAAAGUGAUCUCCUCCGUCGAAUCCUAUUCGCAAUUCCUCCCCUUCCUCAACGAAUCCACCGUGACAGCCCGCGAUCCGGAAACCGGGUAUCCCACUCAAGCCUACCUGACCGUUGGCUACGGGCCUCUCAGCGAGACUUUUACUUCGCGCGUGGACUGUGAUCCGGCUAACUGGAUCGUUGAGGCGCGGAGCGGGGCCAAAUAUGGGAAGCCUGAUGGCAGCAGCAGCGGUGGUGGUGAUGGCGCGUCGUCUGGGUUGAGUGGGUUCUUCCCCGGUGCUUCGGAGGGGAUAUUUGAGUAUCUCUGUACGAAGUGGGAACUUGUGCCCGUGGCUCCUCUUGAGGCGCAGGGUGGACCGCAGACCAAGGUGAAUUUGGAGGUGCAAUUCGAGUUCCGCAAUCAGUUGCAUGCGACUGUUAUGGGGGCUGUGGAGGGGCAGAUGGCUAGUGUUAUGAUUGAGGCUUUUGAGAAGCGAAUUCGGGAGAGUCAUACCCAGGGACAAUAGAACAUUGGGCCAGUAUAGACUUGGUUGCCUCGAGGGUACAGAUUUUGUACAUAAUUCGUGUUUGGAUGGCUGAUACAAGGGCACAUGUACAAUAUUAUAGAGACUAUCUCCUACUAUAGACGAACACGGAU
Molecule: messenger RNA, 1058 nt
Organism: Penicillium brasilianum
Lineage: Eukaryota; Fungi; Ascomycota; Eurotiomycetes; Eurotiales; Aspergillaceae
Source: the annotation of a GenBank genome assembly